Molecule: messenger RNA, 1801 nt
Organism: Cuscuta campestris
Lineage: Eukaryota; Viridiplantae; Streptophyta; Magnoliopsida; Solanales; Convolvulaceae
Source: the annotation of a GenBank genome assembly
GUCUAAGAUUUAGGGUUUUGUUCAUUUCAUUUCUCACGCUGUCUGUAUGCUACCAUCCGGAGAUGCAAUUACCAAAUAAUUGCAGACACCUGAUACCCUUUUGCUGCAUUAUUGCAUUUUUAGAUCCAAAACUUAGGCUAGAUUUGCUGUCUUUAGGGUUUAUUUGGGGUUUCGGUUGGAAAUGGGCGGAACCCAUCUGAUCUUUUUUCUUGAAUAUCUGACAAGAUCUAAUCACAUUUCCUGAUGUGAAGUUUGUAGCAAUUAUAUUUAAAUGAAAAUAGUACUGUAAUUUAGUUUAUGAUUAAACAAUCUUAGUCAUUUUUUUGGCAGGGAACUCGCAUCAUCCCUAGGCCCUCUACUAAGAAACGGAUAACAAAGGCGCAAUGGAAGAACUCUGCAACUUAUUCAUAUGUUAGAGAUAAAGCAAGGGCCAUUCAAGCUGGUCUUGACCCAAAAUAUCCAAGCUUCAUUAAGAUUCUAUUCAGUUCCUAUGCUACAGGGGAUAUCCUGAGUGUUCCGGCUAAUUUUCGUAGAAACUAUUUACGUAAAGAUGAUGUAAUAACAAUGGUGGGCGAAGAUGGUAGUAGGUCUCAGGUCGUUUACCUAGCAGAUUUAGGACUUCGUGGCGGAUGGAAAGACUUCUGUGCUGCAUAUAACUUGCAAGUGGGUGAUGCACUUGUUUGCCACUUAGUAAGCAAACAUACACUCAAGGUUUACAGUGUGAGAGUGAAGGAUUUUGAUCGCCAUGGACAAGAAGAACAAUCAGGGACAGAAGAGAGUGAUGGAGAAGAUGUAUCCCACGAGAUAACAGAUCAGGUUACAAGGGCGAAAUCACAUUUUGAUGAAAACCCUUUGGUGGAUGAUGAGUUAAACAAUAAAGGGCUCAUUUUUGAGAGUGGUAAGGACAUUCGUUCUUACAUUGAUGAGGAGGAUGCACUUGCAGAAAAGACCGCUGUAAAUCGCAGUUCCCCGGAACCUUUUGUGGAUUUGAAGAAUUUCAAAGUAGUUGUAAACGGCUCUCCCUUGGACGACCCUGAACUUCCCUUGUCUGCGCGUGUGAAGUAUUAUAAGCUAUGCUUGGCUAGGAAAUCGUAUCUACACAGUGAGCUUCUCAAGAGAAUCAGCCACCAGCUAGCUACAGGAAUUAUACUUGAAACGGUCAGCAUUGCCGAUGCCAUCAAAUCUUGUAGCAUUUCAACCUCCCAGAGUGACAUCAAGGAAUGGGAAACCAAUUUAGAAGGAUUUAGGGUCUUGGGAAUGGAUGUUGAUUUUCUGCUUGACCGUGUCAAAGAACUGUUACGGUUUGCUCAAGAGAGCGGAGAAGCAAAGAGGCAUUAUGAAACUACAAAGAAGGAAGAUCUACUGAACGAGGAAAUAGCUUCUCUCGAAAGGAAGAUGAGGGAGCUUAAAGAAGCUAGGGCCACUCUCCGAUCUGAAAGUGAAGUUCUUGAGGCGCAUUUACUGAAGCAGAGAUUGACUUUCCAAGAGACGGCAAAAAUGCCUUGGUGAUCUUCACAGGGAUCCUAGUUGGUUUAUACGUCGUGCUUGCUCACUCUGAGGGAGUGUGUGAUGUACUCAUCACUCAUGGGUAAUGUGCUAAGGGUAUAUAAGUAGUGAUUGGCUGUCCUAAUGCAACUUGUUAGAUAUAUUAUAUGUUUAUGUCAUUAUGUGUAGAAACUUUUGAAGGCAUGGUCCUUCUGGGGUAGGCUCUCUUUUUGAGGGGUGGACUUUAAAUCACCAUUGUUUGGUUCAGGAGGGAAUGGAAGGGAUGUAAGGUGUGCCUGUAUGGCUAUAUGUUAGG